AUGACAAAGUGGUGUGACAAUGUGUCCAGUAUGACAAAGUGUGACAAUGUGUCCAGUAUGACAAAGUGGUGUGACAAUGGGUCCAGUAUGACAAAGUGGUGUGACAAUAUGUCCAGUAUGACAAAGUGGUGUGACAAUGUGUCCAGUAUGGCAAAGUGGUGUGACAAUAUGUCCAGUAUGACUAAGUGUUGUGACAAUGACAAACGGUGUGACAAUAUGUCCAGUAUGACAAAGUGGUGUGACAAUAUGUCCAGUAUGACAAAGUGGUGUGACAAUGUGUCCAGUAUGACAAAGUGGUGUGACAAUAUGUCCAGUAUGACAAAGUGGUGUGACAAUAUGUCCAGUAUGACAAAGUGGUGUGACAAUAUGUCCAGUAUGACAAAGUGGUGUGACAAUAUGUCCAGUAUGACAAAGUGGUGUGACAAUAUGUCCAGUAUGACAAAGUGGUGUGACAAUGUGUCCAGUAUGGCAAAGUGGUGUGACAAUAUGUCCAGUAUGACAAAGUGGUGUGACAAUGUGUCCAGUAUGACAAAGUGGUGUGACAAUAUGUCCAGUAUGACAAAGUGGUGUGACAAUAUGUCCAGUAUGACAAAGUGGUGUGACAAUAUGUCCAGUAUGACAAAGUGGUGUGACAAUAUGUCCAGUAUGACAAAGUGGUGUGACAAUGUGUCCAGUAUGACAAAGUGGUGUGACAAUGUGCCCAGUAUGACAAAGUGGUGUGACAAUGUGUCCAGUAUGACAAAGUGGUGUGACAAUAUGUCCAGUAUGACAAAGUGGUGUGACAAUGUGUCCAGUAUGACAAAGUGGCGUGACAAUGUGGCCUGUAAGACAAAGUGGUGUGACAAUGUGUCCAGUAUGACAAAGUGGUGUGACAAUGUGCCCAGUAUGACAAAGUGGUGUGACAAUGUGUCCAGUAUGACAAAGUGGUGUGACAAUAUGUCCAGUAUGACAAAGUGGUGUGACAAUGUGCCCAGUAUAACAAAGUGGUGUGACAAUGUGUCCAGUAUGACAAAGUGGUGUGACAAUGUGUCCAGUAUGACAAAGUGGUGUGACAAUAUGUCCAGUAUGACAAAGUGGUGUGACAAUGUGCCCAGUAUAACAAAGUGGUGUGACAAUAUGUCCAGUAUGACAAAGUGGUGUGACAAUGUGUCCAGUAUGACAAAGUGGUGUGACAAUAUGUCCAGUAUGACAAAGUGGUGUGACAAUGUGCCCAGUAUAACAAAGUGGUGUGACAAUGUGUCCAGUAUGACAAAGUGGCGUGACAAUGUGGCCUGUAAGACAAAGUGGUGUGACAAUGUGUCCAGUAUGACAAAGUGGCGUGACAAUGUGGCCUGUAAGACAAAGUGGUGUGACAAUGUGUCCAGUAUGACAAAGUGGUGUGACAAUGUGCCCAGUAUAACAAAGUGGUGUGACAAUGUGCCCAGUAUAACAAAGUGGUGUGACAAUAUGUCCAGUAUGACAAAGUGGUGUGACAAUGUGCCCAGUAUAACAAAGUGGUGUGACAAUAUGUCCAGUAUGACAAAGUGGUGUGACAAUGUGUCCAGUAUGACAAAGUGGUGUGACAAUAUGUCCAGUAUGACAAAGUGGUGUGACAAUGUGCCCAGUAUAACAAAGUGGUGUGACAAUGUGUCCAGUAUGACAAAGUGGCGUGACAAUGUGGCCUGUAAGACAAAGUGGUGUGACAAUGUGUCCAGUAUGACAAAGUGGCGUGACAAUGUGGCCUGUAAGACAAAGUGGUGUGACAAUGUGUCCAGUAUGACAAAGUGGUGUGACAAUGUGCCCAGUAUAACAAAGUGGUGUGACAAUGUGUCCAGUAUAACAAAGUGGUGUGACAAUGUGUCCAGUAUGACAAAGUGGUGUGACAAUAUGUCCAGUAUGACCUUGACAUAUUGCCAAGACGAACUGAUAUGGCAUUGGACGAGACCUAGGUAA
Molecule: messenger RNA, 1932 nt
Organism: Pecten maximus
Lineage: Eukaryota; Metazoa; Mollusca; Bivalvia; Pectinida; Pectinidae
Exons: 1
Coding region: 1-1932 (643 amino acids)
Source: RefSeq, a predicted model, not a curated record